Ricinus communis (castor bean) is the source of this 689-nucleotide messenger RNA. RefSeq lists its product as uncharacterized. NCBI's taxonomy places the organism in Eukaryota, Viridiplantae, Streptophyta, Magnoliopsida, Malpighiales, Euphorbiaceae. The transcript has a single exon. The record is from RefSeq and is a predicted model, not a curated record. The coding region runs from base 223 to 561 and encodes 112 amino acids.
AUGCCUAACACACAUAAUAUGUUUCUGUACUUUUCCCUAACUUAAAAACAACCCUUAAUUUUUUAAUUUUGGAGUAAUCCAGAGAGCGAUCCAGAACCCUCCAGUGCUUGCCUCCUCUUCAAUGAAACACACCAAAACGAUACCAAACAUCUGCAACACAUAAAUUAAACACACCCAAUAAAACUGAUAGCCUGGAUUCAUUCUUUUCCAAAAUAAAAGAGGAUGUUCUUCUUCUUUGCAGGAGGAGUAGAGCAGCAGGUGAGUAGAGUCUUGAAAUCAGGGGUGGGAAGGUGCGUAAACUGCGGUUCCAUGGCUGAUCUUGUGGAGUACGAGAAAGUUCUUAAGCUAUUCUUCAUUCCCGUUUAUAAAUGGCCUGGUAAAGAACCUGCUAUGUAUUGUAAUAAUUGUAAUCUGAUGUUUCCUCGAUCCUUUUCAUUUCCACCUCCAAGAACUGAUUCGGUGUCUCCAUCAGCUGUUUCGGACGGCUUAAGGUGCCAUUUCUGUGACAGGGUUGCCGAGCCUGAGUUUAGAUUCUGUCCUUUUUGUGGGAAUUCUCUGUGAUUUUGGAUUUUGGAUUUUGGGUUUUAGUGUAAUUGGGGGUUUUGAUUUGUAUAAGCAAUAUAUAAUCCCUCUCAGAAUUUUAUGUUGGUUUCCAAGAAUAAUCAGAAUCUGACAAGUCCUUUAUAAAA